This is a messenger RNA of Lolium perenne, 1384 nucleotides long. RefSeq lists its product as uncharacterized. The record is from RefSeq and is a predicted model, not a curated record. NCBI's taxonomy places the organism in Eukaryota, Viridiplantae, Streptophyta, Magnoliopsida, Poales, Poaceae.
UCGAGCUAGCAGCAUCUGGUCGUAGGGUGAGAGAGGAGAAGAUACCUUUAUCUGUCAGUCUAGGGCGAGCAAGCAAGCAAGCUAGCAAGGAAGAGGAGGAUGCAGAGGUACACGGCGAGCGAGAUAUGGCAGAUGGAAGAUUGCCAGAGCCCGCGCAUGGGGUGCAGCGUCGUACUCGGCGUCGACGGAGGCGCCAGUAACACCGUCUGCGUCUGCAUCCCGGCCGCCAUGCCCUUCGCCGACCCGCUCCCCGUCCUUUCCCGCGCCAUCGCCGGAUGCUCCAACCAGAACUCCGUCGGAGAGGACAGGGCGAGGGAGACGCUGGAGCGAGUGAUGGCGCAGGCGCUGCUUAAGGCUCGCCGGAAACGGUCCAACGUGUCCGCGGUCUGCUUGGCCGUAGCCGGUGUCAACCACCCCAUUGACCAGCACAGAAUGCUGGGCUGGCUCAGGGAGAUUUUUCCGAGCCAUGUCACGCUGUUCGUCGAGAACGACGCUGUGGCAGCGCUGGCGAGCGGCACCAUGGGCAAGCUCCACGGCUGCGUGCUCAUCGCAGGGACAGGGACCAUAGCCUAUGGCUUCACCAAUGACGGAAGGGAAGCCCGGGCAGCUGGUGCAGGGCCAGUGCUUGGUGACUGGGGCAGCGGAUAUGGGAUUUCUGCACAGGCAUUGACAGCAGUUGUAAGGGCCUAUGAUGGCCGUGGUCCUGAAACAAUGCUCACAAACAAUAUCCUCGACUUCCUCGGCCUCGCGUCACCAGACGAACUGAUAGGCUGGACAUAUGAAGACCAAUCUUGGGCGCGCAUUGCUGAUAUUCUCCCUGUUGUGGUAGAAUCUGCCGAAGCCGGCGACGAAGUAGCAAACAAGAUCUUGCACAAUUCAGUUGGUGAACUAGCUUCCAGUGUUAAGGCUGUGGUUCAGAGACUUGCGCUGAGUGGGGAAGAUGGAAAAGAUCUAUUUCCACUGGUUCUGGUUGGUAAGGUUCUUGAGGCAAACAAGAAGUGGGACAUUGGAAAAGAAGUGAUAGAUUGUGUUACCAAGACUUAUCCAGGGGCCUAUCCGAUACACCCCGAGGUCGAACCAGCUGUUGGUGCUGCAUUACUAGCAUGGAAUGCUAUAGCAAGUGAACCAGAUGGUGAUCUUAGGCCUGUUGUUUAGAGCGUCCAGCUCUUGAAUCUCAUACCACAUUCAUGUAAACUUAUGUUUGUAUCACAAUCGCCUAGUAGUGUUUUGCAUUUGUUUUAGCAAGUUGUUUUGGAUAUGCGGUAAUGUCUAAGAAGAAGGUUUAUAUCAAAAAUAUGUGAAAAGGAAAGAAAGAAUACUAGUUUAGCUGUAAGUUUGUGCAAUAAAAAAAAAUGAAGAUGCUUAUGUGAGCUCUUGCUCUGAA